Messenger RNA from Orycteropus afer afer, 1363 nucleotides. RefSeq names its product cytosolic iron-sulfur assembly component 1 (gene CIAO1). Gene Ontology annotation, molecular function: protein binding. NCBI's taxonomy places the organism in Eukaryota, Metazoa, Chordata, Mammalia, Tubulidentata, Orycteropodidae. The record is from RefSeq and is a predicted model, not a curated record. Gene Ontology annotation, biological process: iron-sulfur cluster assembly. Gene Ontology annotation, cellular component: cytosolic [4Fe-4S] assembly targeting complex.
GGCGGAAGCGUCUGGACCCUGCGACCCGGGAAGCUUAGGGUUGGUAUUGUGGGAACUUGAGAGGUAGGACUUGCUCUUGGCGUGACUGAUUCUGCCCACUUCUACCUACCUUCUCCUCACCCGCGCCAGGACGUCAUGAAAGAUUCGCUGGUGCUGCUGGGCCGUGUCCCGGCGCACCCGGACUCCCGCUGCUGGUACCUGGCCUGGAACCCGGCGGGGACCCUGCUGGCCUCGUGUGGGGGCGACCGUAGAAUCCGCAUCUGGGGCACAGAGGGUGACAGCUGGAUCUGCAAGUCUGUCCUUUCUGAAGGCCACCAGCGUACUGUCCGGAAGGUAGCCUGGUCUCCCUGUGGGAAUUACCUGGCCUCUGCCAGCUUUGAUGCUACUACUUGCAUUUGGAAAAAGAACCAGGAUGACUUUGAGUGUGUAACUACUCUUGAGGGCCAUGAAAAUGAGGUUAAGUCAGUGGCCUGGGCCCCAUCUGGCAACCUUCUGGCCACUUGCAGCCGAGAUAAAAGUGUAUGGGUCUGGGAAGUUGAUGAAGAGGAUGAAUAUGAAUGUGUCAGUGUCCUCAACUCCCAUACACAAGAUGUCAAGCAUGUCAUUUGGCACCCAAGCCAGGAGCUUUUGGCCUCUGCCAGCUACGACGACACAGUGAAGCUCUACCGGGAGGAAGAGGAUGACUGGGUAUGCUGUGCCACCCUUGAGGGUCAUGAAUCCACCGUGUGGAGCUUGGCCUUUGAUCCCAGUGGUCAGCGCCUGGCGUCUUGCAGUGACGACCGUACCGUGCGCAUCUGGCGCCAGUAUCUACCAGGCAACGAGCAAGGGGUGGCAUGCAGUGGCACUGACCCCAGCUGGAAAUGUAUCUGCACCUUGUCUGGCUUCCACUCCAGGACCAUUUAUGAUGUCGCUUGGUGUCAGCUGACAGGGGCCCUCGCUACUGCUUGUGGGGAUGAUGCCAUCCGAGUGUUUGAGGAGAACCCCAGUUCCGACCCACAGCAGCCCACCUUCUCUCUGACAGCCCAUUUGCCUCAGGCACAUUCCCAGGAUGUCAACUGUGUGGCCUGGAACCCCAAGGAGCCAGGACUCCUGGCUUCCUGCAGUGAUGAUGGAGAGGUGGCCUUCUGGAAGUACCAACGACCUGAAGGGCUCUGAGCCAUUUCUACUUGGGAUGGAAUCGUAGCUCCCCAGAAAAUGGUCCCAAAUUUUUCCAGCUUCUAAGAGGACCUAGAGGAUCAUCUUUAGCUUUGAUUUAACUUAGCUCUCCUCCAUUUGGACUUUGCUAGAAGUGUGGAGUGUAAUAUACAGAUUUUACUCUUUCUUCCUCCUCUGAUACGGGCUCUCACUAAAGAGCUAAAGAUCA